GGAGGCAAGAAGGCGGAGCUUCUGGUUCUGGACUCGAAGCGGAGCAACGCCAUCAACAUUGGCAUGACGGUGCUGCCGAACGUGAACGUUAUCAAGAGCGCCAUCCUCAACUACGACGAAUUCGCCAUCAGCAAGGAGGGCAUUGAGAAGAUCCUGACCAUGACCCCCACAGACGAAGAGAAGCAGAAGAUCCAGGAAGCUCAGCUGGCCAAUCCCGACGUUCCUCUGGGAACAGCUGAGCACUUCCUGUUCAGCCUGGCCUCCAUCAGCGCCCUGACUCCCCGCCUGCAGCUCUGGGCCUUCAAGCUCAACUACGAAGCUCUGGAGAAGGAGAUCGCCGAGCCGCUGUUUGACCUGAAGCUGGGCAUGGAGCAGCUGGCCUCCAAUCAGACGUUCAGGAGAAUCCUGGCCACGCUGCUCGCCAUCGGAAACUUCCUCAACAGCUCCAAC
This is a messenger RNA of Perca flavescens (yellow perch), 450 nucleotides long. RefSeq names its product FH1/FH2 domain-containing protein 1-like. The annotation marks the transcript as partial. Gene Ontology annotation, cellular component: cytoplasm; cytoskeleton. Gene Ontology annotation, molecular function: actin filament binding. The transcript is spliced from 3 exons. Lineage: Eukaryota; Metazoa; Chordata; Actinopteri; Perciformes; Percidae. The record is from RefSeq and is a predicted model, not a curated record. Gene Ontology annotation, biological process: cortical actin cytoskeleton organization.